AUGGAGGUGGUAAACCAAAUCAUCUUCCCUGUGCCUGACCUGAUCGAGUCUUACAACCGCGAAGCUAAGGGCAUCCCGAUUGGUCGCGCCGCAGAGGUCAACUUGAGGAAUAACCAUUCUCAGUACAUAUUCACCUGGUAUGGCCUGUCUUUGGCCACUUCCAUCAUGCUGUGGAUGGUUGUGCGCAAGAACCCUAACGAGGCAAUGCGCCGAGUUUGCCAGAACCGAAACUGGUAG
Penicillium bovifimosum is the source of this 237-nucleotide messenger RNA. Its product is annotated as Surfeit locus 1. Bases 1 to 237 code for a protein of 78 amino acids. Gene Ontology annotation, cellular component: membrane. The record is from RefSeq and is a predicted model, not a curated record. Lineage: Eukaryota; Fungi; Ascomycota; Eurotiomycetes; Eurotiales; Aspergillaceae. The transcript is spliced from 3 exons.